AUGGCCAGUCUCCUGCAAACAGACCUGUCCUAUGCCUGGGAAAAGUAUAUGGACUGCAGACUCCAAGGAGCUGAUCUGCAGGUCACUCUUCAGAAUCUGGAGAACUUCCUUUGCCUUUUCCACUAUGUGCAGCAUCUCCCCAACCAAACCACAGAUGCCCUGAAAUUCUGCUCAGACAUGAGUGGGGCCAGUAACACUCUGGCCAGGGAGUUCCUGACAGAUGUGCAUCAGCUGUGCAGCGCGGUGGCACAGAGAGCAGAGGCACGGGACGAAGACGAGGAGGAGAGCCACAUGGUCGCUCUGGGGGAGUACCUAGUGAGGGGCCGAGGCUUCCUGUUGCUCAGCACUCUGGACUCCAUCAUAGACCAGGAGCUGACCUGUCGGGAGGAGCUUCUCACUCUGCUGCUGUCACUGCUCCCUCUGGUCUGGAAGAUCCCGGUUCAGGAGGAAAAAGCCCCAGAUUUCACCCUGCCGUCAUUACUGGAGGUGUUCUUGAACUGGGAGGUAAAAGCCGUACCUCUCAGAGCAGGACUGAAGGCUGGGACAGAUGAUCAGACUCCAGGCAAGAGACCACGAGUGUCCAGUGGCACAUGGAAGUCACGGCGUUCACGCAGGACAGCCCAAAGAUACUCUGUAAAAGAUGCUCGCAAAUCCCAGUUAUCCACAUCCGAUUCUGAAGCAAACUCUGAAGACCGGGCUGUCCCAGGACCCGGAGGUGUGCGGACCAGGAGGCCACAUGGAGCCACUCUAAAAGUCAGUUGUCAACAUCACAAAUCAGAGCCACAGUCACACACGACAUCCAACGCAAGUACCAUCACUGAAAACAUGAGCACCACAUACCAACAUCCCCGAACCACCGGGUCCCAGACGGACACCGAAACACUCACAGACCCAGCGGCAAUCUCCAUUUUCAACCGAAUGGAGAACUCCCCGUUUGACCUGUGCCACGUGCUGCUGUCCCUCCUGGAGAAAGUCUGCAAGUUUGACAUGAGUAUCAAUCACAACCCAGGCCUAGCAAUCAGUGUAGUGCCCACUCUCACGGAGAUCCUGACUGAGUUUGGGGAGUGCUGUGGUCCCGGGGGCAUGGUGGGAGCGGGGGCAGAGGAGCUGGCCGGAGGCUGGACAGAGGAGCCCAUAGCUCUGGUGCAGAGGAUGCUCCUGCGCACCAUCCUGCACCUGAUGUCUGUGGAUGUGAGUCAGAGUGAAACACUUCCUGACAGCUUACGCCGCAGCCUCACCGACCUGCUGCGGGCCACGCUCAAAAUCAGGAGCUGUUUAGACAGACAGACUAACCCCUUCGCCCCUCGACCCAAAAAAACCCUCCAGGAAGUCCAGGAUGACUUCUCUUUUUCCCGCUAUCGACACCGGGCACUGCUCCUGCCUGAGCUAUUGGAGGGGGUCCUACAGGUGCUUUUAGGCUGCCUGCAGGCCUCCACUCCAAACCCGUUCUUCUUCAGCCAGGCUCUAGAGCUCAUCCACGAGUUUGUGCAGCACCGUGGCCUGGAGCUGUUCGAAGCCACAGUGCUGCGUCUGGAGGGUCUGUGCCGAGCCCGGGAUUCUGAGAUUGGAGGAGAGGCUGCGGAUAGGCUUCGUGGUCUCAUUGCAGGUGUUUUCAAAAUCAUUAGUGCAGUGAAAAAGGCCAAGUCUGAGCAGCUGCACCAGUCUGUGUGUGCCCGCAGACGUCACAGGCGCUGCGAGUAUUCCCAUUUCUUACAUCACCACAGAGACUUGUCGGGACUCCCCGUCUCUGCCUUCAAGCAGGGAGCCAGACGAAACCCCUUUGAAGAGGAGGGUGACGGGAAAGACGGUGAGGGAGACACUGGUAGGUACCCAGAGCGCUGCUGCUGUUUAGCUGCCUGUGCUCAUCAGUGUCUGAGACUGCUGCAGAGACUCUCCCCAAACGGGCCGGCCAUCCUACAGGUGCUGGCCGGGAUCCAGGCAGUGGGCAUCUGCUGCUGUAUGGACCCUCGGUCAGUGGUCGGACCCCUGCUUCACGCCUUCAAAUCACCAGGUCUGCGCAGUUACCAGUCCCAUGUCCUUAGUGUCCUGAGCCGGCUGAUCCUGGAUCAGCUUGGAGGGGGGCAGCCCUCAGACAAGGCCAAACUGGCCUCUUGUAACAUCUGCACUCUGGACAGCAGCCAGCUACCCGGGCUGGAGGAGACUCUCCAGCAGGGGGAGCUCACCGUGUCCAGUGGGCUGUGUUACCGCUCUCAGGGGAUCCUGCCCAGUGGAGGAGGCACCGAGGACAUGUUGUGGAAGUGGGACGCGCUGCAGGCCUAUCAGGAGCUGGUGUUUGGGGAGGACUGGACCCUCAGUCAGCAGGUCGCAGGUCAUGUGUGUCACCUGACUCUGAGAGGAAAUGCUGUCGUCCAGUGGCAGCUCUACACUCACAUUUUCAACCCAGUGCUGCAGAGAGGAGUAGAGCUUGCCCACCACGCACAGCAGCUGGGCGUAUCCACCGUCUGCACCCAGGUCUGCACCUACCACACCCACUGCCUGCCCAUAGAGGUGCUACUGGUGUAUCUGCAGACGCUGCCUGCGCUGCUCAAGUCCAGGGUGAUCCGAGACCUGUUUGUGAGCUGCAAUGGUCUAAACCAGGUGACGGAGCUGGUAUACUUGGAUCAAACCCGGUCAUUGGCUCUAAAAGUAUUCGAGACUCUGAUCAUUGGCAUUGGUCACAAACAGGCAGAGGGAGCCCUUCAGGAGCUGGAAAGCGCUGAUGCAGAGGAGAGAGAGGCUGUUUUUGCUUUGGCUGAAGAACUGGGCUCCCGCGGGGCUGCUUUUCUAUGUGUCAGCAAAGAGGGCGAUUCAGAUAGAGAUUCGGCCAAUGAUUCGGAGGACACUUCUGGAUACGAUAGCACAGCUAGUGAACCUUUAGGUGGCAGACUUCCUUAUCUGUCCCCUGAUAGUGUGGCUCUUCCCUCCAAAGAGCAGGUUCGCAGGGCUGCCGAUGUCUGGUCAGUUUGUCGAUGGAUCUACUUGGCCAGUCCCCUGUUCCAAAGACAGUUUUUCAGAUUGGGUGGGCUAGACAUUUGCCUACGCCUCAUGACUAUGGUUAUUCAAAAGCUCUCCUGCAAGACCAAAGAUGGAAAAGCCAAAAAGAAACGGGAUGGAAAAAGUAAAGGUAGUCCCGAGUCCACUGCUUAUAAUCCUCUUGUGGGCCAAGAAGAGGCAGACAUCCACAGUCAAUUACACUCAGAGGCAAAAGCGAAAGACCCAGCCAAAAAACUGGAAGAAGAGUGGCAACUUCAGAGCAUACGCCUCCUCGAGGCUCUGUUAGCUAUUUGUCUGCACAGCGCCAACACAGCCCUGCAGCGAGUGGAGCCGGAGCUGUCAUUUCAGCUGCAGUCUGUGGAUGAAACUCUGUCAGAAGUGAGGGACCAGUUGACACGUUCAGGAGUGGUGAACUCUGACCUCGCCAUCCCGCUGUUCAACUCCCUGCUGAGAGUCGCCUUAGCAGAGGUGUCGUCCUGCCCCGAGCCUCCCGAGGAGAAACCGGAGAAGAAGCUGCAGGUCCUGGCUGAAGGGGUGGUCCCUGCAGGGGAUUUGUCGGAGGAGGUAGAUGAGGUGCAGAGCUGCGGAGUGAAAGCCCCCGGGGAGGAGGAGGGGUACGACGCGGACAGCGAAAGUAACCCAGAAGACAUGUCCCGCCAAGAAGAGGGGCUGAAAGUGGAGUCAUCAGCGCUGCAUGAGUUUGGGGCAGCGGUGGACGGAUGCAGAAGAGGAGUUUUGCUGUUUCCCGAGAUCUGCACCAUGGAGCUGCAGCUCCUCGCCUCAGGCUCCCCAGACCUGGAGGUCCUCAGUCAUGUGUUCCACAGUCUGCUGGGGGCCGUGCACGCCAACCGCCACAAUGCUGCUCUCCUCUACGACCAGGAUGGAGUUAAAACCAUCCUGUUUGGCUUUCACAACAUACUUUGUCAAACGGAGCCGUCUUUUAAAGAUUGCCAGACCGUCCUGGUGGAGCUGCUGGUGUCCAUGGUGACGCAGAGAAUCACAGCGGAAGAACUGGCUUUAUUGAUUCGACUGUUCCUGGAGAAGACACCAUCCACGGAGAUUUUACUAAAAGGCAUUCAGCAGAUCAUAGAGGCAAACAUCGACGUCGACCCGCUGCACUUUCUGACAUUUCCCAUAAUCCUUGGGGCCGUGACUCCAGGCGGGAUCACCCCUGGCUCCAGACAGAACGGCUCUGCAGGGGGCAAAAGUGUGGGUCUGCUGUGGAAGGGGAAACCGUCUCCAGGACGACGCGAAGGAGACGGGGACCUGCGGGCUUCCAACAUCCGCUCUUCCCCGUGGCACGCCGCCCCCUUGCACUUGCCGCUUGUGGGGCAGAACUGCUGGCCCCACAUGGCGUCUGGCUUCAGUGUUUCCAUGUGGGUGAGAGUGGUCAACGCAGAAGACAAGGAGAAGGAGAAAGACGCAGAAGACAGACACCUCUCCACUGCUGAGUCCCACCACGGUGCCACUCGUACUGGGACGACAUCCAGCGAAGAGUCCCUCAUUCAUAUUCUGUCCAUGGGCUCCAAAGCACUGAUGCUUCAAGUAUGGGCAGACCUCUUCACGGGCGCUUUAACGUUCAGGAUGUGUAUUGACCCCAAUGAUGAGAUAAAGGCGGGACUCCUGGCUCAAGCAGAGUCCGGAGAGGGUCUGCUCAGUCCUGGACAGUGGGAGCAUAUCAGCCUGACUUACAGCCAGCAGCCUGAGGGCAAGAAGAACAUUCAUGGCUCUGUGGUGGUGUGGGUGUGUGGAAUCAGAAAAUGUGAAGUUUCUUUGGACUACACAUUACCCAGAAAGUCUAGUUUAUCGUCGGACAGCAACAAGACCUUGUGCAUGUUGGGACACUGCCUCUCAAUGUCCGAAGAGCAAAUAAAGCAGAGCCCACGCUGGAAUAUGGGCACUGUGCUGCUGUUUAAUGGGUCCAGGAUUGGUUCAGAGGAGGCCUUCUAUCUCUACGCCAGUGGUCCAGAUCUCACCUCCAUAAUGCCCUGCAAGUACGGCAAGCCCGCUGUGUCAUUCUCCAAGUUUGUCACAUUGGAGGGACUCAAGUGUGACUACGUCCGAGACCUUCUGUCCAAAAAUAAAGAUGUGGACACUACAGCUUUAGUUGAGAGUCUUGCGGUGGUCUACGCUCCCAGCAGCCCCAGAGUCUACACCAUCUACGAGCCUGUGAUCCGGCUGAAGGGCCAGGCCAAAACAGUGGUGACGCAGAGGCCAUUCAGCUCCAAAGAGGUGCAGAGCGUGUCCCUGGAGAACCACACCGUGCGCUGUCUGCUGCCCACUCACACGCAGGGCCUACAAAGCGUCCUGCACAAGAUCGGAGGAACGGGGACCUUUGUGUAUCUCUUUGCGCAGACUGUGGAGCUGAGCGACUGUGAGCAGACGCAGGCCCUGGCGCUGAGGAUCCUUCUAUCUCUGUCCAAAAAAAACCAGCACCGCAUCCAUGAAUUGAACUGUUACCAUGGAUACGCCAUGAUCCACCAGGUCCUCAUCAAGUCCAAGUGCAUCGUGGGAUAUCACAUGCUCAAAACUCUGCUAGAUGGUUGUUGCAGUGCUCCCACUCUGGUCCUGGGAGACGAUGGGCAUUUUCGCUUGGAUACAGAGUCCCUUGCUGUGGUCCAGGACGUCAAACUGCUUUCAGACAUUCUAUUGGACUGGAAGAUAUGGGCCAAAGCUGAGUGCGGUGUGUGGGAAACGCUGCUCGCCGCGUUGGAGAUCCUCAUCAGAGUUCACCAUCCGCAUCAAGUCUUCAACAUCCGACAGUUCCUUAAGGCUGAAGUGGUUCAUCGCUUCCUUCUCACCUGCCAAGUCCUACAGGAGCACAAGGACGAGCACCUCACUGCCAUCCCACAAGAAGUCUGCUUAUCGUUUGUCAAAAUCAUUCAAGAAGUUUUAGGUUCCCCUCCCGACUUGGAUUUACUCAAACUGAUCUACAACUUCCUCCUGGCCGUUCAUCCGCCCACAAACACUUACGUCUGCCACACUCCGUCAAGCUUUUAUUUCUCUCUCCACAUCGAUGGGAAAGUUUAUCACGAGAAAGUCCAGUCCAUUAUGCACCUCCGACACUCCACGAGCGGAGGGAAGUCUGCCUGCAGCUCUGUGGUGUCUCUGUCCCCCACUGUCUUCACUGAUGCUCCACAUGAAGGCCAUCUUCACCCUUCUUACGCCGAGCACGGAGACAACGCCUUACGCCCUCCGAGUCUUGCCCCAUCUCCGUACUCCUCCCCCCUCCUCACCCCUCGCCUGGGGAACGCAGGGGGCCCAGCGUCUGGUGACAGUGAUGGUGUCUCCCCUCUGGCUCAGCAGGCUCUGGGCAGCACCGAGACUCUAAAGAAGGGGGACGAACAGCUCCUCAGCAGCUGUGAAUCGGCCAAAACCAUCUGCGACUCCCGGGAGGUUGAAGGGGGCGCCCGUACCCCCUCCAUUAGCGUGGAGGAGGAGCGGGAUGAAGCUGAGGUGGACAGUUUAGCCGAAGGCAGCGUGGGGGUGGCAGAGUCUGAGGAUCGGUUUGAUUGGGCCAGUGAUGAGGCUCCGCGGAGGCCUGACAGUCUGAAAGGCAUCCAGUCGUUCCAGCGCAGUCAUAGUAACCUGGCGAGUCUGGGGCUGGCCUUUCCUGCUACAAACGGGUCAUUGGCAAUCGGACGGUGGCCUAGUGCAGCCGACAGAGGGUCAAUGCCUGAGGACUGGGAGAGUUACACCUAUUCACCAGGAUACGAGCGCGCACACAGCAAAACGGAAUCCAAUGACAGGUCGAGCACAGAGGACUGCCUGGUGCUGAUUUGCUGUGGCCUGUACGACCUGCUAAGGGGAGUGCUGCUACUGUUACCAGAUCUGAUGCUGGAGGAAGUGAUGGACAAACUCAUCCAACCAGAGGCUCUGAUCGUCCUGGUCAACCACUCAUCUCCUCUGAUCCAGCAAGGGGUCAUGAAGUUGCUGGACGCAUAUUUCAGCCGAGCCCAGAAGGAGCAGAAGGAAAAGUUUCUGAAGAAUCACGGCUUCUCGUUGCUGGCCAAUCAGCUGUACAUUCACCAGGGCAGUCAGGGCCUCCUCGAGUGCUUUCUGGAGAUGCUGUUUGGUCGCCCUGUAGGCUUGGAGGAAGAUUUGGACCUGGAGGAGAUGGAGAGCAUUUCCCCUUUCAGACGGCGCUGCAUCAUUCCUGUGCUGGGCCUCAUAGAAAACUCUCUAUAUGAAAACUCACUGGUGCAUAACAUCUUGUGCAUGCUGCUGCAGCUCCUCAAUGCGUGUCCUAAACUGGCAGACAUCCUCUUGGACCACGGACUGCUCUAUGUCCUCUUCAACACACUGUCUACACUCAACGGCAUGGAGAACGGCAUCCCUCUGAACGACUACAAGCUCCUGGUGUGUGACAUCCAGCAGCUGUUGGUGGCCGUGACGAUCCACUCCUGCAGCUCCUCGGGGUCCCAGUACUUCCGCAUCAUCGAAGACCUCAUUACUCUUCUCGGAUUUAUGCAAACAAGCAAGAUGCGGCGCACGCAAGAAAUGGCCGUCGCGCUGCAGUUCCGCGUCCUUCAGUCGGCCAUAGAGUUCAUCAAGACGACAGCCAAUCAGGAGCCGCAGAAACUCAGCAGCUCCAUCACCACAACCAGCUCUCCUCACCACGCCAUGUACCAGAAGCGGAAAAGCAUCGCUGGAUCCAUUGCCAAAGACUCCAUAAUCCCCCGCAUCCCUCGACAGCACUACUGCUCGUACGGCCAGAUCCCCCUGUCCCCCUCCUUCAGCUUCCUCUCUCAGGACUCCCCCCUGCCCUCCCCCUCUGGCGCUCCCUCCUACAUGCUCAACUGUGACGCAGGCCGGCGCCGCUUCUCUCUCGCUCAGACCGACUCUCUGUUGAUGCGGAUGCGUUCUGUGGCCAGUGACGAGCUGCACCAGAUGAUGCAGAGGCGGAUGAGCCAGGAGAACCCCAUCCGAGCAAGCGAGACGGAGUUUGUCCAGAGACUUCAGCGGCUCGUGGUGCUGGCCGUCAACAGACUCAUUUACCACGAUGUCAGUCAGGACCUGUUUGAUCUGCUGAACAUCCCAGACUCUCCAGAGCAUCAGCUGUACACCCCUGAACCCGGAGACGCCGCAGCAGAUGAGAGCGCACCCUCCUCGGUCCCUCACUCCCCCACCCCCUUCACCCUCCCCCCCGCCAGCAAGAAGAGCCUCCAUAAGGACAUCCUCAAACUCAUGAUGGACGGCAUCAAGAUCAGUCUGGGCAGCACAGGCCGAGGUGGAGCCCCCCAUCACCAGUGGAGACGGAUCCUCUGGUCUUGUCGGGACACUUUUCGGGUUCAAAUCGGGCGUCUGCUGGUCCAUACCCUCAGCCCUGCACUACCUUUGUCCGAAAGAAAGGAGGCACUAGAGUUUGUGUUCGAUCACAAGCAUCUGGACAUCCUCAAAGAGAGCCUCAGUCCGGGUCUGGAGCACGGCCCAAAGUUGUCGCUGUACCUCUACGAGAUGCUUCACGAUCACAAAGACAAUUUAACCAAAGACGAACAAAACGCGGUAGCCGUUUUCAUGACGUCCCUGAAGCUCUGUGGUCACCGCUGCAUCCCGCACAACUCUCCACAUAAGAAAGAUUUACUCAAGGCUGUGAAAGAGGAGAAGUUCAAGUAUGAAGCAGAAGAGAAAACCAGCAAAGUUGCUUGGGAAAAGAAAAUGGCCAAUACCCAGAAAAAUCUCAUCCAGAGGCUCGAUGGAAAGUCGAAGGACAUCUCAAAGAUUGCAGCUGAUAUCACCCAGAACGUGUCGCUGCGGCAGGGCAUGGAGAGGAAGAAGGUGAUCCAGCACAUCAGAGGCCUCUACAAGACCGACCUGAGCGCUAGCCGACACUGGCAGGAGCUGGUGCAGCAGCACACGCACGACCGCGCUGUUUGGUACGACCCAAGCUCUUAUCCCACGUCCUGGCAGCUGGAUCCGACAGAGGGCCCGAACCGUGAGCGCAGGCGUCUGCAGAGAUGCUACCUCACCAUCCCAAACAAAUACCUGCUCAGCGACCGCCGCAAACCUGAAGACUCUGUCAAGCCCCCGCUCUCGUUUUUAUUUGAGGAAAAGACUCACUCCUCGUUCUCCUCCACCGUGAAGGACAAAGCCACCAGUGAACCGAUCAGGUUCACCAGGCGCUGCAUUAGUGUCGCCCCCUCCCGUGAGACCGCGGGGGAGCUGCUUCUAGGAAAGUCAGGCAUGUACUUUGUGGAGGAUAAUGUGUCUGAGGCCCAUGACAAUCAGAGCCUUCAUGGUGAGACUGAAGCUCCAUCUUUUUCCUGGACGUACGAAGAGAUCAAAGAGGUUCACAAGCGCUGGUGGCAACUCCGAGAUAAUGCGGUGGAAAUAUUCCUCACCAAUGGCAGGACCCUGCUGCUAGCGUUCGACACUACCAAGUUCCGUGACGAUGUUUUCCACAACAUCCUGACCUCGGACCUGCCAAACCUGCUGGAGCACGGAAACAUCACGGCUCUGACUCAGCUGUGGGGGUCGGGGCAGAUCUCCAACUUCGAGUACCUCACACACCUCAACAAACACGCGGGACGCUCCUUCAACGAUCUCAUGCAGUAUCCGGUGUUCCCCUUCAUCCUGAGAGACUACACCAGUGAGACGCUGGACCUGCAGGACCCCACCAUCUACAGACAAUUGGUCAAACCUAUUGCUGUCCAGUCAAAGGAGAAAGAGGAUCGCUAUGUGGAUAACUACAAAUACCUGGAGGACGAGUUCAAGAAGGGCAUUCGUGAAGAUGACCCCAUGCCUCCAGUGCAGCCGUACCACUACGGCUCCCACUACUCCAACAGCGGCACCGUGCUGCACUUCCUGGUCAGAAUGCCCCCCUUCACCAAGAUGUUCCUGGCCUAUCAAGACCAGAGCUUUGAUAUUCCCGACCGCACGUUCCACUCUAUGAACACCACGUGGCGCUUGUCGUCCUACGAGUCCAUGACCGACGUUAAAGAGCUGAUCCCUGAGUUCUUCUACCUCCCAGAGUUCCUCAUCAACAGAGAAGGGUUUGACUUUGGCGUUCGGCAGAAUGGGGAGCGAGUGAAUCACGUAAACUUACCUCCUUGGGCGAGAAACGACCCGCGGCUCUUCAUCCUGAUCCACCGGCAGGCGCUGGAGUCGGAGCAGGUCUCGCAGACGCUGUGUCAGUGGAUCGACUUGGUGUUUGGCCUCAAGCAGAAAGGAAAAGCCGCAGUGCAGGCCAUCAAUGUCUUCCACCCGGCUACAUACUUUGGCGUGGAUGUGUCUGCGGUGGAGGAUCCAGUGCAGCGCCGUGCCUUGGAAACUAUGAUAAAAACAUACGGACAGACGCCCAGGCAGCUCUUCAGCGCGACGCAUAUCAGCCGGGCUGGAACCAGGCUCUUGAUGGAGGGAGAGCUGCCGGCGGCUAUGGGCCUCCUGGUGCAGCUGGCCUUCAGAGAGACGCGAGAGCAGGCCAAAGAGAUCGUGUGCCCGAGCCCCCUGCCCUGGAUCAAAGGCCUGAAAUGGGGAGAGUACGUGGGCUCUCCCAGUGCUCCAGACCCAGUGGUUUGCUUCAGCCAGCCUCACGGAGAGCGGUUUGGUUCCCUGCUCGCCCUGCCCACCCGAGCCAUCUGUGGUCUGUCCCGCAAGUUCUGCCUCAUGAUGAUCUACAGCAAGGAGCAGGGGGUCCGCAGCAUGCACAGCACAGACAUCCAGUGGUCUGCCAUCCUGAGCUGGGGCUACUCUGACAACAUCCUCAGGCUGAAGAGCAAACAGAGCGAGCCCCCCAUCAACUUCAUCCAGUGCUCCCCGCUUCACCUGGUGAGCAGCUGCGCCUGGGUACCCGACGGCUGCCAGCUCUUUACGGGCAGCAAGUGUGGAGUCAUCACCGCCUACAGCAACCGCUUCACCAGCACCACGCCGUCGGAGAUGGAGGUGGAGGCUCAGGUUCAUCUGUAUGGACACACGGCGGAGGUCACGGGUCUGUUUGUGUGUAAACCCUACAGCGUCCUGAUCAGCGUGAGCAGAGACGGCACCUGCAUCCUCUGGGACCUCAACCGGUUGUGUUAUGUCCAGAGCCUGACUGGGCACAAAAGUCCAGUGACGGCCGUGUCUGCGAGUGAGACGACCGGAGACAUCGCCACAGUGUGUGACUCAGUGGGAGGGGGCAGCGACUUGCGCCUGUGGACCGUGAAUGGAGACCUGAUCGGACACGUGCACUGCAGAGAGAUCAUCUGCUCUGUGGCCUUCUCAAACCAGACGGAGGGUGUGUCCGUCAAUGUGAUCGCUGGGGGCCUGGAAAACGGAGUGGUCAGGUUAUGGAGCACCUGGGAUCUGAAGCCAGUGCGAGAAAUCACCUUCCCAAAGUCCAGCAAACCUAUUAUCAGCCUCACAUACUCCUGCGACGGGCACCACCUCUACACAGCCAACAGCGAGGGCACGGUGAUGGCCUGGUGCCGCCGCGACCAGCAGAGGAUGAAGCUGCCCAUGUUCUACUCGUUCCUGAGCAGCUACGCAGCCGGAUGA
This is a messenger RNA of Knipowitschia caucasica, 11466 nucleotides long. The record is from the annotation of a GenBank genome assembly. Lineage: Eukaryota; Metazoa; Chordata; Actinopteri; Gobiiformes; Gobiidae.